This is a messenger RNA of Salvia hispanica, 1619 nucleotides long. RefSeq names its product hydroxyproline O-galactosyltransferase HPGT1-like. NCBI's taxonomy places the organism in Eukaryota, Viridiplantae, Streptophyta, Magnoliopsida, Lamiales, Lamiaceae. Gene Ontology annotation, molecular function: galactosyltransferase activity. Gene Ontology annotation, cellular component: Golgi membrane. The record is from RefSeq and is a predicted model, not a curated record.
CGAAUAGUAAUCAGUACUACCAGAAAAAUAAAUUUGUUCUUCUUUAUUGUUUGGCACUGAAAUCCACACUCCAAAUUGUCCUAAUCGAUCGCGUUCUCUCUCAGCACUUCAUUUUCAAAAUAUUCUACUUCUGUUGAAUCGGAACACCGAUUCAAAGGAGUGUUAUUGCUGAUUAUUAAUUUAAUUUCCAUUUCGAUUGUAAACACUCGGAUCGGCUGAAUUAGACUCAGUAACUGGAUUGAAUUGGAAGUGAGUUGAGAAGCAAAGCAAAUGCAGAAAAAGGAGUCGGGUGGGCGAUUCACGGGGAUGGUGAUUCGGUCCCGAAUUUCGAUUCUCUUGUUCUCAAUGUUUUCAGCUUUUGCUUCUCUAUAUGUCGCCGGACGAUUGUGGCAGGACGCGGAGAACAGAGUUUAUUUAGCUAAGGAGCUUGAUAGAAUUACUGGUCAGGGAAAAUCUGUGCUGUCAGUUGCUGAUUCAUGGAAAAUCAUUGAAUGCAGGGAACAGCAGAAGAUAUUGUCGGGCUUGGAGAUGGAACUUGCAGCUGCUAAACAGGAAGGUUUUGUUUCAAAGCUUUUGUCUGAAACUGAUAAAAGCCCUAUGAGGAAGCCGCUCGUAGUGGUUGGAAUACUUACAGGAUUUGGUCGUAAGAGCAACAGAGAUGCUAUAAGGAAGGCAUGGAUGGGCACAGGUACAACUUUGAAAAAGUUGGAGGAACAGAAAGGCAUCGUUAUCCGUUUUAUCAUUGGCAGAAGUUCCAAUCGAGGAGACAGCUUGGAUAGGGGCAUUGAUAACGAAAACGCACUAGCAAAUGAUAUUUUUAUCCUUGAUAACCAUGUGGAGGCCCCUGAGGAACUACCAAACAAGACAAAGUUAUUCUUUGCUCAAGCUGCCGAACAUUGGGAUGCACGCUAUUAUGCAAAGGUCAAUGAUGAUGUCUAUGUAAAUAUUGAUGCCUUUGCAAAUACACUUGCUGCUCAAGAGUACAAGCCUCGUUUAUAUAUUGGGUGUAUGAAAUCAGGAGAAGUUUUCUCUGAAAAGGGAAAAAGAUGGUACGAACCAGAUUGGUGGAAAUUUGGGGAUGGGAAAACUUAUUUCCGCCAUGCUUCAGGCGAGAUGUUCGUGAUAACUAAGGCUCUGGCCAAGUUCAUAUCAAUUAACAAAUCUUUCCUUCGCACAUAUGCACAUGAUGACAUCAGCGUAGGAUCGUGGUUUAUUGGUCUGGAUGUGCAGCAUGUGGACGAGAAUAAGUUUUGCUGCUCAUCUUCUUGGUCCACAGGAGCCUUGUGUUCAGGUGUAUGAUCUUGUUUUAAGAUUCAGAGAGAGCUCAUAUUCUUUACAGCGGCGUUGACAAAUCUAUUGCACAUACGAUGAUUUUAGAUCAGGAGGAAUUCUUUUUUUCUUUUUCGGCCCCUUACAUGUUCAAAAAUUUCACAUACUACUGUCUUAUCUACAUUAUUUUGAGAUGUACUAGUAGCUUUUUGGAACCACAGUGUUUCUCUGUAGCAGUUGUGACAUAUAUUCAGAUGCUCCUAACAUACGCAUAUCCAGUUAUCCACUCUUUUCUGCAUUGACCAUGUAUUCGGCAUGUAUUUAUAUCGAGUAGAUGUUCGAUUUUGUCA